Molecule: messenger RNA, 3217 nt
Organism: Lineus longissimus
Lineage: Eukaryota; Metazoa; Nemertea; Pilidiophora; Heteronemertea; Lineidae
Product: phosphatidylinositol 4-kinase type 2-alpha-like
Exons: 8
Coding region: 73-1485 (470 amino acids)
Biological process (GO): phosphatidylinositol phosphate biosynthetic process; Golgi organization; endosome organization
Cellular component (GO): trans-Golgi network; endosome; lysosomal membrane
Molecular function (GO): 1-phosphatidylinositol 4-kinase activity
Source: RefSeq, a predicted model, not a curated record
UAAAACUUGCUAUUUUCACAUUUUUGUCAUUAAAUAACUUCAAAUAAAUCGAUAUUACAGCCACGGACACGAAUGAGCCGUGACAGGCCUUUGAACUCUGUUCUAGAGGAGUCCGUUGGACCUCCUCCAGACGUAACAUUUGCCCCAAUUUUGGCAGAGACAGCAUCUGGGUCCAGUGGCAGUGUUCAUCAUCACGGUCAUGCUCAUGGUUCGGCUUAUCAUCAUGGUGGACAUGAUGGGCAGUGGUCCCCAACCCGAGGAAACAAAGAAAACACACCACUUCUUAGUCGGAUAGACUCGGUUGAUCACGGCAUUUACUUCGAAAAUGUCUUCCCAGAGGAUCCAGAUUUUACCGAGGUUAUGCGCGAGUCCGAAUCUGCCAUUGAAAAUGGCGUCUAUCCGGAACGAAUUUAUCAAGGAUCGAGUGGUAGCUACUUUGUCAAAGAUAGUGAUGGGAAAAAAAUCGGCGUAUUCAAACCAAAAGAUGAAGAGCCGUAUGGAAAACUGAACCCCAAAUGGACCAAGUGGAUGCAGAAAUUAUGUUGUCCCUGCUGUUUUGGUCGAAGUUGCCUCGUCCUCAAUCAGGGAUAUCUAUCAGAAGCUGGUGCUAGUCUAGUGGAUCAAAAGUUGCAGUUAAAUGUGGUUCCGAAAACAAAGGUGGUCAGGUUAGCAAGUGAGACAUUCAAUUAUAGUGCAAUAGACAGGGCCAAGUCCAGAACCAAGAAAAACCUGUCUGAAAGAUUUCCUGAAUUAGGCCGCAAGUUUCAUCGGUUGGGAUUACCUCCAAAAACUGGCUCCUUCCAACAAUUUGUAAAUAGUUAUCGUGAUGCUGAUUUUUGGUUACGACGAUUUGAUUCGGAGUCGCUGCCCGAAUCCACUGCUACACAGUUCCAGCACCUAUUUGAACGAUUAGUAGUCUUAGAUUAUAUCAUUAGAAAUACAGAUAGAGGAAAUGACAACUGGUUAAUAAAAUACGACAAGUCUGAGGUCCAGGACCAUGAAGAAGAUGAUGAUGAGGAAUGGAGUUUAGUGAAACCGCCGGAAAUUUCCAUCGCUGCUAUCGACAAUGGCUUAGCAUUCCCGUUCAAACACCCAGAUGAGUGGAGGGCCUACCCGUAUCACUGGGCAUGGCUACCGAUGGCGAAGAAACCAUUUUCUGAGGAAAUCAAAGCUCUCGUCCUCCCUCAGCUCUCUGAUAUGAACUUUGUACAAGAUUUAUGUGAUGAACUCUAUGAAUUAUUCAAGACUGACAAAGGUUUUGACAAGAGAACGUUUGAGAAACAGAUGUCAGUUGUAAGGGGCCAGAUCUUGAAUCUGACCCAAGCGCUCAAAGAUGGCAAGUCCCCUGUCCAGCUCGUCCAGAUGCCAGUUGUGACAAUCGAAAGAACCAAGAGCGUCUACGGGGUGGGACGCCCGAGAUCAACCAGCAGCGGAGACUUCACUCAGAGCUUUGCCAAGAGGGCACCGUUCUUUUCCUGGUGCUGAUGUAAAAGGGAUGAAAUCAGCCUCUCCACGUGUCGUCACUUUGCUUGAUGCUUCCCUGCUUCUUCCACUAAAACGUUUUCCGCUCGUGGUGAUGUUCAAUUGAAUGUUUCCUCCAUUGCGUGUUUCAUUGCGAGUUUGGCUUUAUUCAACUCAGUUAUAACUGGACCCGAGCUCUCUGUGCACAGAUGGGGCACAAGAGUUGGCAUUUAGAAACAAGCUGGGCAGAGUUUCUUGAAAUAGUCACUCAAGUAGAUUGAAUGAAUGCAACUUGCAAUGAUUCACAAACAUAAGAUUCUUGCUCUAACCCAAUAUCGAGCAUUUUGGCAAAGUUUGCAAAACUAUAAGGCUGUGAACUCUUAACAUUCAAUAAUGGUUUAAUUAACUUUUCAUCGAACGGAAACAAAUUAUGUGGAAGAUUUUCAAAGGCAUUGAGUUAAAAUGGAGUCGAUUAUAAUCAUAUUAAUGAUAUAUCAAUACUUGGUGAAAAGAAAUUGCAUUUCUGAAUUUGUGCUAUCUUGUCAAUUUGAACUUGGAACAUGGUUUGAAACCUGUCUGUUUAUGUGUGGAUUUCAUUUAGGCUGUACAAUCUGUGAUUAUUACUUUCAUGAAUGUGAAUGAUCCACCUCUUUGCCUUUCUCAGGUUGGAAUUAUAUAGCCGGAUUUGAAACAAGUAUUUUCCAGAUUUUGCAAACAUUUCAUUUUUUGCGGUUUUCACGAAUAACCUCCAUUCACAAAAAUCUAAAUUGCAAAAAUUGUUUUUUGGUUAGAAAAACUGAAAGAAACAUGUUAUUCACCAACUCAAAAAUCGUGAAAGUUCAAAAAAAGGUUUUCGUUAACUGCAGAAAUAUAGAGAUGUUGGACGUAACACAACCUGUACUUAGUUUUCAUGGGCAAAUUUGCCUGGUAUUGAUUGGUACUUGCUAUUGCUGAGUUCAACUGUACAUUUUAUGAAGACAGUGAAAUGCUACGAAAGAAGUUCUCGGAGUCAGUUUUGGUGAUUGAGGAGGUUCAGGUCAUACAGGACACGUGAGCUCACCUCCGGAGAAUGAAGUGUAACUCGACAGCCUGACAGGGCUUGCAUCCCAUUGAAUUUCUAUCUUCAUUAGAACAUGUCUCAACUAAAACCUAGAAGAUGUAGAAGUCCGUCGAUUUUGAAAGCCUAGCCAGUGCCAGAAUAUCAUCUAAAUCAAGUGUAAUCCAUACUUGUAUGCAUGUACCAAAGCAAUGACAAGCUGGUUAUAUUGUUUGUACAUGUAGAUCGUAAAGAACAUAUCCAAAAAUGCUUUGUCAUAAAAUCAUGGUACAUGUAGGUUUGAAUGACUUUUUGUUGGGAGAUCAGCUCUGAAUGGAAUCAGAUGAUUCACAUAGCUGAGGUUACAGUGUCCUGUGAUUGCAAAUUUAUUACUCUUGGAUGCAUUUAUGUGAAAUAAUUGAUUUUGAGGGACUCUUUCCUUGGGUUAUGCUGGUAAAAAUAUAGACUCUUUUUCCAGUAUUAGAAGUCAGUGAGCCACACCCCUGUUUGAGAUAGGAAUACAUAACUUAUCCAGCUGGUGUACAGUCUGACUCAAAGCCUGAGUUCCUCUGUUUGUGAUCUCUCUCGUGACUUGGGCUCAGUCAGGUAAAGGAGAAGGUAGAAUCGAUUUGUGAAUGCUGUAAUGAAAUAGUGUAAAUAAUAUCAUUCUCUCUUCGAAGAGUGAAGACUGAUUAUUUAAAGUAAAGAAAAUAAUGUCAA